This is a messenger RNA of Candidozyma duobushaemuli, 1164 nucleotides long. RefSeq names its product Pga52p (gene PGA52). Gene Ontology annotation, cellular component: fungal-type cell wall. The record is from RefSeq and is a predicted model, not a curated record. The coding region runs from base 1 to 1164 and encodes 387 amino acids. NCBI's taxonomy places the organism in Eukaryota, Fungi, Ascomycota, Pichiomycetes, Serinales, Metschnikowiaceae. The transcript has a single exon.
AUGCUUCUUUCUUCCCUCAUCUUGCCUGCUUUGGUUUCCGCUGCAGCCACCCAGGCUCCCUCCACUGGGAACGAGAAGCUGAAUACGCCUCAGGUGAAUGCCAUCACGUUCAGCAAUUUGGGCUACACCGGCUACUACUACGAUGUCGAGAAGUUGGACGAGCUGGACAGCUGCAAGUGUAAGUUGCAGAAGAGUUUCAAUGUUUUUGAAGGCACAAAUACGCCUUUGGACGAGGAGCUCUCAGUGCACUUCAGAGGUCCACUCAAACUCCACCAAUUUGCAUUUUACUCGGGCGACAGCUACGUCAAGGGCAAGUCGCUGGGCACUUUCACCAGAGAAGCAUACUACUCCGCUCUGGACAACACUGGCGACAAUGUGACGUUUUUGACCAAUGCAGGCAAAGACUCCGACUGUCUUGGAAAGGCAUUGACAUAUGCCUCGUCAAAUGGAACAGAAAAGGCAGACUCCGCUACGCUUUUAGAUGACGACACCUUGCUUCUCUCGGACCAGGAGUACCUGAUCUUCAGCACGUCCAAGUGUGAGAAACUGGGCACCGAUAAGGACUGUGGUGUCUACAGAUCUGGCAUCCCAGCUUUCCACGGCUUUGGCGGAACCGUCAAGAUGUUCUUGUUUGAGUUUGAGAUGCCCACGGAGCCCCACAAGAACAACUCCAACAUCUUCUACGACAUGCCUGCGAUCUGGCUUCUCAAUGCUAAGAUCCCCAGAACCUCGCAGUACGCAACCAACUCCAACUGCUCGUGCUGGAGCUCGGGCUGUGGAGAGUUCGAUAUUUUCGAGGUGAUGAACUCCACGGAAUCCAACCACUUGUUCUCCACAAUCCACGACUACCAGGGUUCGGACAAUAUCAAUUUGGGCAUGGCUGCCGAGGGCCAUUUCUACAGAGACUUGAAGAACAAGAUGCUGGGUGGUGUUGUGUUUGACAAUGACGGAAACGCCGUGUCAUUUUUGCUGAACUCCACCAGCAUCGACUCUGAGAUUGACGCUUCCACUUUAAACAAGUGGAUUGACACCAAGAGCGAGGUGGACGAUAAAAUGGAGAGCGUCACUUUGAACACGAGCCAGAAGAAGUCUGAAGGUAUCGUGCCAUCAACAAAUUUCAUGGCUUGGUUGGUUUCCGCCUUCCUGGUUUUGAUGUAUAUUUAG